Messenger RNA from Metopolophium dirhodum (rose-grain aphid), 1503 nucleotides. RefSeq names its product large ribosomal subunit protein bL21m-like. Gene Ontology annotation, cellular component: ribosome; mitochondrial large ribosomal subunit. The record is from RefSeq and is a predicted model, not a curated record. NCBI's taxonomy places the organism in Eukaryota, Metazoa, Arthropoda, Insecta, Hemiptera, Aphididae. Gene Ontology annotation, molecular function: structural constituent of ribosome. The transcript has a single exon. Bases 829 to 1416 code for a protein of 195 amino acids.
UGCCAACUCGUCGUCAAAUGAGUGAUACUGUAACAGUGUAACGUCGUGCCCUUAUCGCGCGCGAUUUGACGACGGCGUAAAAAUUAAUAAAAUAAAAACCCGUAAGAUAAUAUUAUCUCAAUGUCUAAUCGUCCGAGAGUAAAAUAUUUUACGAACGUUAGGUAAAUGUAACGAUUACAAUGCUAUGACAAAUUUGGAUUUCGUACUUCAUGAAUAGCGUUCAAUGAAAAUUAGAAUAGGAAUUAGGAAUUGUUAUUGUGAUGUUGUUGUUGUGAUUAUAAUCAUUAACCAAACCGCUCCCCGCGACUACAUGCUGACAGUCUAGCCACCACCGCCGUAUUAACAGUUGAAUUGUUAUUGUGUCGGAUUUCUUAUAAAUUGUAUAAUAUAAAAAUUACCCUCUGAACGCGGCUACGUCACUGGUCACUACGCCCUUACCAAACAUAAUAUUUUAUUCGCAAUAAUACACGGCCAUAGGGUCUAUCUGCAAUAAUAUUAUGUCUACUGAAAAGCUUUUUAAUUACGAUAUUUUUCGAAAUAUUCUAAUACAUAAUAAUAAUAAUAAUAAUAAUAAUAUUCUUAUCGUCCAGAUAAUAGUUUCUGGAUUUUGAGGUUAUGUAAAAAUUCGUAAAUCGAAAUUCUCAAUAUUUAAACAUUUUAAACUUGAGUCUUUAAACGCUACCUAAUACCUAUUAUUAAUUGUUUUAUUAACGUUUGUCGUAUCAUGUCCGGUUUCAUAUUAUAAUAUUUAUCCAUGUGAUUGAUUACUCGGAUAGUUUUUGAGCUGUUACUAAAUUUACUUGUGUCCAAACACCUCGGACAGCUAUAAUGCUGUGCAAUAAAUUACUGAAGCUCGCGAGCAAAACCGUUCAAACCGUGUCCACAAACCGAAUAGCUGUUGCCGCUGCGUCGAGCCUAAACGUGCGAUCGUUUUCAGCGCCAAUCAGUCAGGAAUAUGUUGUCGACAAUACGAUCGCGCACAAAACGUUUUCCGACACUGUAAUACAAACCGUCAACGAAGCAGUAAAAAACAGUAACCGAUUGUUUGCCGUCGUACAUAUAUGCGGCAAGCAGUUCAAAGUCACCGACAACGAUCUGGUGCUGAUCGACGGUUACUGGCCCCCAAAUGUCGGGGAUCGUAUCAAGUUGCAAAAAGUGCUGUUGGUCGGCGGCAAAGACUUCACGCUGAUCGGCAGGCCCGUUUUGGACCCGGACACCGUGCAAGUCACCGCGACGGUGGUUGAUAAAGACCUGUCCCACACCAGAACAAACUUCGAACGCAUCAAACGUAAGCAAUACAUGAGGAUCAACUUUAUACGAAAAGAAAUCACAAUACUCCGGAUCAACUCUGUAUUUAUAACACAAAAUAUUGAUAGUAGAAAAGAAGUUCAGGAAAUGGGAAGACGUGCAAUGUAAUCGCAACUUAGACAUUUUUAUAUCGUACGAAUUGAUUGUAGCUAAGAUAAUAUUAUAACCUUUGUAUAAUAAACUGUAAUACACUUA